Messenger RNA from Acanthoscelides obtectus, 577 nucleotides. The record is from the annotation of a GenBank genome assembly. Lineage: Eukaryota; Metazoa; Arthropoda; Insecta; Coleoptera; Chrysomelidae.
CGGAUCUUAUAACCAAUCUGAUAACCACACUCGCUUGAACGGAUCGGUAAAUACCAAUCCAAAAUGAUGGUCAAAGAUUAUUAUGCAUAGUAGUUCUGAUAGAUUAUGUGCUGUAAUUAAAGCAAGGUGACGCCUUGUUACUGUCGACUGAAAUGUGAAGUAUAAAGCUUAAAUGAAUAUUUUUUUAUACAGAACUUCCCUUUUCUUAACAUCUAAAAUAUUGAAAUCAAAAAGUAUAUCUGUUGCUGGCUCAUGCGCUCUCCAUAUUCAUCAAGGAAAAUACUUUUCAACAGAGAUGCGUGACAGUUCCAGCAUGUUGGAGAACAAGGAUAUUUUUAAUGGGAAAACUGAUCGCUAUAAAGGAGUUACUGUUCACUCAGAUCAAGAAAAAUGUAAUGACAUUGAUGAAUUCAAGUCAAGGUUACAAGGUACACAAAAAGUUUACUGAUAAACUAGUUGCAGAUAUGGGUUUUAUUAUUUUCUACAAAAGAAAUUAGUACAUGUUUAUACAAUAUAUGAGUAAGCAUUAUCAUUUAGUGUAUAUGACAAGGUUUAUGCUUAUGACUAUCAUUAUGAC